Strongylocentrotus purpuratus (purple sea urchin) is the source of this 1693-nucleotide messenger RNA. RefSeq lists its product as uncharacterized. The record is from RefSeq and is a predicted model, not a curated record. Lineage: Eukaryota; Metazoa; Echinodermata; Echinoidea; Camarodonta; Strongylocentrotidae. The coding region runs from base 4 to 996 and encodes 330 amino acids. Gene Ontology annotation, molecular function: protein binding. The transcript has 5 exons.
CUAAUGCCACCAUCCGGGAUACUUGUUCGUGAGAUGACCGCAGACACGAUUGCCAUAAUGGGAAAUACAUACCCAUAUGCUGACGGCGACGACGAUGAAGACGAAAUCGAUGACGAUAGCCUCUUCGACCCCCAACAGAUGACGUCACAAAGCCAUGAUGCACACAUUCUGUUCAUCUACUCCGAGAAGGGAGAUUUGUUUACGGAUGUGGUCUUCAAUCAAGGCGUCUGGAGUUAUACCUUUCAUGAUCUGAAUCCGGUGACGAGUUACACCAUCAGGGUGGUGAAUAAUCAAAAUGGCGUGGCAUUCGAGACAAAUUCAACUACAAAACCAGCACCGGUAACCGAUCUUUUCCUAUCUGCCAUCGAUCAUUCCUCUGCAACUGUCCAAUGGGCGCACGCCAUUGGAUCACGUGACCGAUAUGAAAUCAUCCUCACUCCAGCACCAAAACACAAGCAUCGAACUAUGCCAAUUAGAACCAGAAAUGACGUCAUUACUUUCACGGGUCUUGAAGCCGGAACCACUUACGACAUGCGCAUUACUACUAGGAAAGGAAUUUUGACGAGUGAUGACAGACAUUUGAAAAUAACACCAGGGAAAGACCAAGCAUUGUCAAUGUUCAGAGCCAGAGAGAGCACAUGUCUAUCACCAAUCAUCGCGUGUGGUUUACUAGGUGCUGCGCUGCUGCUCUGUGUGGUUUACUUAAUCGCAGUCUUCAUCUUCAAUAGGAAAUUUCCAGCGAAACUCCGCUCUCGUCGGCCGUCGGAGAACGAGUACGAGAACCCCUCUCAUCAUCAGUACUCCUCCUACCUGAACUCCCUCACAAACCGCAUAGCAUUGAUGAGACGGCCUGAGAGCAACAACUACAACCUACCUCACCAUCACCAUGUUAGAACUAGUAGGACGUUUAGUAGGUUACCAAGGAGACAAAGCCCGCAUCACACCCUACAAAGGACGCAGAGUGAAUCGGUAAUUUAUUACAACCUAUCAGACUGACGGAGUUUUUAAAGAUUGUGUGUUUUUUUUUAAAGCUGUUGGCCAAAAUACUUUCGCCAGUUGAAAUUCCUUGAUCGGAUCGUAGUCCACGCGGCCUGUCAAUAUCAGUGCAGCAUAUGUAGAGGUGUGGUGGUCUAGUGGAUGAGUCACCGGGUAUAGUAAAUCACUUGAUACGUGGUUCAAAUCCUUGCCACAGACGGACGUCCAUUGGUCAGACAUUAGUCUAAAUUUGCCGCACUCGACCCAAGUGACGGAAGUGGGUGGUUUAUUAUAUGAUGCUCCAUGUGCAAUUGGCACUGGUAACAGCUGCCGGAGCUAAAGCCGGGAAAAUCACUUCUAAAACUCCUCGGAAGGAAACAUGGACGUAUCAUAAUGUGUGAUGUACGCUAUACAAGCAUGAUAAAUAUUUUAACAUGUUUAUGUGUCGAGGUGUCACUGAGAAUGUCAUCGAAAAUGGGCCACGCAUGAUUUUCGGAGUCUAUUGAUACGACGGGAGAUAUAAUUAGUUUGACAUGAUAGAAUAAAAUGACAUCGUCAAUGUAUACGAUCUUGGAAAAUACAAGCUUUUGACACUGAAGCGCAUGAACCAAAUAAUCUCCUUAAAUUGUUCCAGGGUAUAGCAGCAAAAAAGCAUCCACGUUGUGACGCUGAAGAUGACUAGAUCCAAACGAUUCACUCUCGUCGUUGUUCUACAAAU